Messenger RNA from Neurospora tetraspora, 1385 nucleotides. RefSeq names its product phosphoribosylglycinamide formyltransferase. Gene Ontology annotation, biological process: 'de novo' IMP biosynthetic process. Gene Ontology annotation, molecular function: phosphoribosylglycinamide formyltransferase activity. Lineage: Eukaryota; Fungi; Ascomycota; Sordariomycetes; Sordariales; Sordariaceae. The record is from RefSeq and is a predicted model, not a curated record. The transcript is spliced from 2 exons. Bases 210 to 905 code for a protein of 231 amino acids. Gene Ontology annotation, cellular component: cytoplasm.
CCGUUCCCCUCACUGGAGCAAAAUUUCGGCUGCUGUCACGUCAUUGGGUCCGGUCGAGGUCCGACGGAAAACCCAUACCACAUCAUCUUCCUCACCACGGCACUCACCCUUUCACUUCUCACUCUCACUUUUUCACAUACGGGACAAACGAGAAUCGACCAGUUCAUUUCCCUAACCCAUCCAUCCGCCCGCCCUCCCACUCGCCCGCCAUGUCCUCCCCCGCAGAGUGUCGCAUCCUCGUGUUCGCCUCCGGCAACGGCUCCAACUUCCAGGCGGUGGUCGACGCCCUGGCCGCCGGCAACAUCCCCAACGCCCGCAUCACCCGCCUGAUCGUGAACAGGGGUAAGGCGUACGCGACGACGCGCGCGGAAAAGGCCGGGAUCCCUUGGGAGUACUACAACCUGAUCUCGCACGGGUUCCAGGCGCGUGGCGAGACGGACCCGGAGAAGAUGCAGGAGGCGCGCAACAAGUACGAUGCCGCGCUGGCCGAGAAGGUGCUCGCGCUGGAUGAGAAGACGGAAAGGCCGCAUCUGAUCGUGCUGGCGGGCUGGAUGUACAUCUUUGGCAAGCACUUUUUGGGCCCUAUCGCGGAGAAGGGAAUCAAGGUUAUCAACUUGCAUCCGGCGCUUCCUGGCAAGUACGACGGUACACACGCCAUUGACAGGGCGUACGCCGACUUCCAGGCUGGAAAGUUGGAGAACAACAAGACCGGUAUCAUGGUGCACUACGUUAUCGAGGCCGUCGACCAGGGUGCGCCCGUCCUUGUGCGCGAGAUCGAGUGCCGUGAGGGUGAGAGCCUGGAGCAGCUAGAGGAGAGGAUACACUCUCAUGAGCAUUCUCUCAUCGUCGAGGCUACCGCCAAGAUUGCCGGUGAGAUCAUCGCCUCUCAGCAGGCGCAACAGUGAUUGGUACUGGGAGCGGAAAAUGAGGAUGUGGUAUAGCGAUGAUGAUGAAAGACGACAAACCUGUAGAAACGAAAGAAACAGGACACGAAACGAGCAUUUGGGCCUUGUUCAACAUCACAGGUUCAACAGGAUAGGUAUGCAAAACGACAGGGCAGAAAUGGGAUUCGAACGGAAAAGGACUAGGCUUGGGGCGGAUCGUAAACAGUCAUGGAUUUCAACACUGAAUACAGCUAGUACAGGGCACGGGGAGAACGGCGUGAUGAGAUGAACUACACUUCAAGGUUCCCCUGAAAGAUCAGAACAGAGACGCGCGUUCAAGAUGAAGGACGCUCCUUCGCGGCUGUGUUCAGGAUCGUGGGACAAAAACACCAAAAGAUCCAUGUCGCGAUGGAUGAACGACGAGUCAGAAGAGAGCAGGGAUGGCUAGUCGACCUGGGCGAGCUGGGCAAAAAGCACAAAAAAACAUACAACACCAGGGAU